Molecule: messenger RNA, 3462 nt
Organism: Rhipicephalus microplus (southern cattle tick)
Lineage: Eukaryota; Metazoa; Arthropoda; Arachnida; Ixodida; Ixodidae
Gene: dor
Product: vacuolar protein sorting-associated protein 18 dor
Biological process (GO): endosome organization; endosome to lysosome transport; intracellular protein transport
Cellular component (GO): endosome; HOPS complex
Molecular function (GO): protein-macromolecule adaptor activity
Source: RefSeq, a predicted model, not a curated record
GGCAACACUAAUAGCUGUCAUGGCCGCUUCUAUGGUGAACGUGCAGUUGUUUGUUUACAGUUCGUGCUAAUCUUUCGUAACGCCGUGUUUACGGGCAUAAAUAAACCCUACGUCUGUUGCGUCAGAGCGUUUUCUGAACUACACCGACGCCUCUCGACGCGUGAACGGUGUUUCGUGUACGAAAGUCCUGUAUGAAACGCAGGAUGAUGGGUAGUAUCACAUACGACGCCCCCCCGCCCUGUGUUGGUGUCUCGGUUCUGAAGGUUUAGCAAGUUUCGAAUACUGGUGAUCUCUGGCGCUGAUAAAGGGGCGCUCAGUAUUAGGGAACAUGGCUUCUUUGUUUGAUCAGUACGAAGAAGUGACCUCGCAGUCGGCCGGUUAUCUGGGCUCUGCCAGCCGGACUGCUUUUCCAGAACUGACCACGGGCUACAUCAAUGCCUCGCUCGAAAUGGAGGCGCCGAUCUUCAAGAAGACCAGGAUCACGUUCACGCCUCCGCAUCCAAUCACGCACCUGGUCGUCAGCAAUCAGAUACUGGUGCUCGCCAUGUCCAACAAGUGCCUGCUUCGCAUCACCCUCACAAACCCAAACAGUCCGCACGAGGUCGAUCUGAUCCGAUCGCUCGGUGACAAGGGGAAUGCGGCCAAAAUCUACCAGCUCUUCCUGGACCCCCUGGGCCGACACCUCUUGGUCAGCGUGGUUCACUCGGAUGGCGAGACCUUCUUCGACAACUGCUACCUCCACCAGAAUGCACCAAAGGCCCAAUCACUUGCAAAACUCAAGGGACACGUUAUCAGCGCUGUCGGGUGGAAUUACGAGAACCCUCCCGAAAGUAAUUCAACGAGCUUCAUUCUUGUCGGCACAACCAAAGGCAUCAUUUUCGAGACUGAGCUUGCCGCCACCGACGACCGAUUCUUCUUGCAGGGCUCGCCAGAGCGAUACUGCAAGCAGGUGUUCCAGCUGAGUCAAGACUUGAGCAGCGGACCCAUAAUGGGACUCGAGGUGCGGCGCUUCAUCCCACGCAGCGGGGAUCAGCGGUGCUUCAUCAUCGCCACGACUCCGAGACGGAUCUACCAGUUUGUGGGCACCAGCGCUCCUUCCGGCGAACAACCGGUGCUGCUCAGGGUGUUCAACGUCACCGACAACGUCCUGGACCGCUGCAAGGAAAUCCCGAGCGACCUGAAGUACAGUUGCCUGCAGCUGUUCAGCUCGGGCUUGGCGGAACCGGCCAAAAAGUUUGCUCUGAUGCUGGAGCCUGGUGUGUACUUUGGCGACAUCCUGCUGCCGGCCAUCGACUCGGACUCCAAGGUCGUCCUCUUCAACCCCAAGCUCUUGGAAUACGGUGAUGAAGAUGCUCAACGGAAGGUGUUGAGAAAGCCCCUGUCCAUGGUGCUGACAGAGUUCCACACGCUCGUUCUGUUCAACGACAGGUUGAGAGCCUACUGUCUGCUGAAUGAAGAACUGGUAUUCGAAGACGUUUUUCCUGAGAUGUACGGCCGUGCGGUCGGCUUGGCCAGGGAUCCGGUUCAAGGCAAGAUUUGGGCUUUCUCCGAGCUGGCAGUUUAUCGUUACACGGUCAGUAACGAAGACAGGAACGUCUGGGAAGUGUAUCUGAAGAACUGCCAGUACGACCUUGCCAAGAAGCACUGCAAGGGAGACCCCCAGAAGCUGGACCAGGUUCUCACAAAACACGCUGAAGAUCUCUUCGCGAAGAAGGAGUACGUAAAGAGUGCGGAGCUGUACGCACAGACGCGUGCCUCGUUCGAGGAGGUGUCGCUCAAGUUCCUCCAGUGCGCGGAAGAGGACAACGAGGACUCGCUGCGCCGCUUCCUGCUGCAGAAGCUCAAAGGGCUGCGGCCCGCGGACAAGACGCAGACGACGGUGAUCACCUUCUGGCUCGUCGAGCUGUUCCUCAACAGGCUUGGCACGCUCCGCACGGCGGGCCGGCAGAACGAGGGCACCUACCUCAACCUCGUCGCGGAGUUCCGCGGACUCCUGGAAGAGCCCAAAGUGGCGGAAUGCGUAAGCAACAAUCGAAGUGCCGUUUACAAGCUCAUCGCCAAGCAUGGUGAAGAGAAUAUCCUCAUUGACUUCGCCAACAUCAUGAAAGACUUCGAACGUGUGAUCCAGUAUCACAUCCAGAACAAGAACUACCUGGCUGCCCUUGAAGUUCUCACAAGACAGAACAAUCCGGAGCUGGUGUACCAGUUCUCGCCGACGCUGAUGCAGAGCAUCCCGCAGAGAACAGUGGACAUGUGGAUCGCACAGGAGAAGCGGCUCGACCCAGCGCGACUCAUUCCUGCCUUGGUUCAGUACGACAACAUCAAGGAUCGAUCGCAGGGUUGCGAGGCGAUCCGCUACCUCGAGUUCUGCGUCUACAAGCUGGGCAGCCGUGACGAGGCCAUCCACAACUACCUGCUAGCCCUGUACGCUCGACUGGAUGAGAACAACCUCAUGUGCUACCUCCACCGCGAGGGACAGGACAAGACCACUGUGCCCUACGAUCUGAAGUACGCCCUGCGUGUCUGCUCCGAGCUGCGCCUGACGAGAGCCUGCGUCCACAUCUAUUCCACCAUGGAGCUCUACGAGGAAGCCGUGGACCUGGCACUCGAGGUGGACAUCGACCUUGCCAAGCUGAAUGCGGACAAGCCGGAGAACAACGAGGAGCUGCGCAAGAAACUCUGGCUCAAGAUUGCCCAGCACGUGGUGACGGAGCAGAAGGACAUCAAGCGCGCCAUGGAGUUCCUGCAGGAGUGCGACCUCAUCAAGAUCGAGGACAUCCUGCCCUUCUUCGACGAGUUUGUGCGCAUCGACCACUUCAAGGAAGCCAUCUGCACCUCACUCGAGGAGUACAACAACCACAUCGAGGGACUCAAGGCCGAGAUGGAGGAGGCCACCCGAAGCGCCAAGGAGAUACGCGCCGAGAUACAGGUGUUCCGCAACAGGUACGCCGUGGCUCAGUCGGACGCAAAGUGUGCUCUGUGCGAGUACGCCGUAAUGAACCAGGCGUUCUACUUGUUCCCGUGUGGGCACAUGUUCCAUGGCGACUGCCUUUCAUCGGAGGUUCAGCAGCACUCUCUCCCAACGAAGGCAAGCCGCAUCGAGGACAUCCACAGGCAGCUGGCGAUGCUCAGCGGUCGCGACGACAGCGCCUCCUUGUCCUCCGCGGCGGGCUUGCCAUCGUUGACAACGCGGGAGAAGCUCAUGAACGAACUGGACGACCUGAUUGCAUCUGAGUGUUUGUUCUGCGGAGAAAUCGCGAUAAGGUCUGUUGACGAGCCUUUUAUCGAUCCUGAGGCGUACGAGCAAGUGAUGAACGACUGGCGGUGACGGCUGUACAUUCUCGGUACACUUCGACAGAACCAAGGGACAACGUGUAGUUUAUUUCGCUGUAUAUACAUUAAGGUAUACUCUGUGUGACGAUUUGUAAGCUGAUUAUAUAAUAAAGUGUGUAUAUUCCAUUU